UUAUGUCUAUGAUUUUGAUAGGAGAAAAUGAUUUCUUCCUUCCAGGCAAAUUAAAACCAACAAUUAGAGCAAUUGUUCUCUUGAGGUCUAUAAAGGGGAAGACCAAGAUCACAAGCAGGUAAACAGUCAGUCUCUCGGUGAAGGUGUGCGUGUGGCUCAUUCCCUGUCUGUGGCUUCUUCACGAUGAACCGGCAAUUCACCUGCAAGCCUGGAGCUGCCAACAGGGGCUUCAGCGGCUGCUCAGCUGUGCUAUCCGGAGGCAGCGCAUCCUCUUACCGGGCAGGGGCCAAAGGGCUCAGUGGAGGCUUCAGCAGUCGUAGCCUCUACAGCGUGAGGAGCCCCCGGAGCAUCUCCUUCAAUGUGGCUAGUGGCAGCGGACGCACAGGGGGAUAUGGGUUUGGCCGGAAUCGGGCCAGUGGCUUUGCUGGCAGCAUGUUUGGCAGUGGAGUUCUGGGGCCUUCAAAUCCAUCCCUGUGCCUACCUGGAGGCAUCCACCAGGUCACAGUCAACAAAAGCCUCCUGGCUCCUCUCAACGUGGAGCUGGACCCGGAGAUCCAGAAGGUGCGCGCCCAGGAGCGGGAGCAGAUCAAGGCACUGAACAACAAGUUUGCCUCCUUCAUUGACAAGGUGCGCUUCCUGGAGCAGCAGAACCAGGUGCUGCAGACCAAGUGGGAGCUUCUGCAGCAGCUGGACCUGAGCAACUGCAGGAAGAACCUGGAGCCGGUUUAUGAGGCCCACAUCAGCAGCCUGCAAAAGCAGCUGGAUUCGCUAUCUGGGGACAGGGUGAGGCUGGACUCCGAGCUGAGGGGCAUGCGGGAUGCAGUGGAGGACUGCAAGAAGAGGUAUGAGGAAGAAAUAAACAAGCGUACAACUGCCGAGAAUGAAUUUGUGGUGCUUAAGAAGGAUGUGGAUGCCGCGUACAUGAGCAAGGUGGAGCUUCAGGCCAAGGUGGACGCCCUGGAUGGAGAGAUCAAGUUCCUCAAGUGUCUGUACGAGGGGGAGAUUACUCAGAUGCAGUCGCACAUAAGUGACACCUCCGUGGUCCUCUCCAUGGACAACAAUAGGAACCUGGACCUGGACAGCAUCAUCGCUGAGGUCCGAGCUCAGUACGAGGACAUCGCCCUGAAGAGCAAGGCGGAGGCUGAGAUGGUGUACCAGACCAAGUUCCAAGAGCUGCAGCUGGCAGCUGGCCGGCACGGAGAUGACCUCAAGCACACCAGGAAUGAGAUCUCUGAGUUGACCCGGCUCAUCCAGAGACUGCGAUCAGAAAUCGAGAGUGUGAAGAAGCAAUGCUCCAAUCUAGAGACAGCCAUUGCUGAUGCCGAGCAGCGAGGUGACUGUGCCCUCAAGGAUGCCCAGGCCAAGCUGGAUGAGCUGGAGAGAGCCCUGCACCAGGCCAAGGAGGAGCUGGCCCGGAUGCUGCGGGAGCACCAGGAGCUCAUGAGUAUGAAGCUGGCCUUGGACAUUGAGAUCGCCACCUACCGCAAGCUGCUGGAAGGGGAGGAGUGCAGGAUGUCUGGAGAACACACCAAUGCCGUGAGCAUUUCUGUCAUCAGCAGUUCCACACCUGGGACAGUCGGUGGUGCAGGGACCAGUUUCGGGUUCAGUAGCACCGGCACUUAUGGCUACCGACCGAGCUCUGUCGCUGGGGGCUAUGGCAUACUGUCAGGGGGCUGUGUCACUGGUAGUGGAAACUGCAGCCCCCGUGGAGAUACCAAGACCAGACUGGGUAGUGCAAGUGAAUUUAAGGAGGUUUCGGGGAAGACCUUGGCUUUGGGCUCACCCUCAAAGAAAACAGUGAGAUAAACUGACAGCUAGUCCUCCAUUUCUGUCCAGCUUUGGGUUUCUCCAGACACUAUUCCAGAAAAUCAUUCUGUUUUAUUUACCAUUGCUUACUUUUUACUUUUCUUUGUUGCCAACGUUGCCUUCUCUCCAAUUCCUCUGCCUUUAUUAACCACACCAGGAUUCUAGGGUUGACACUAUCUCAUGCAUCUUUCUGCCCCAUUGAGAAGGGACUACUUCUCUUAGCCUUCCAUACAUUCAUGAGGACUUGCCUGCAUGCCCUCUUGCAGCCUCUAUGCUGUCUACCUGCUGCCCAUGAUAAUCUGGGUACAAGAGACUUGAAGUAUGUUGAUGAACAUUCCUGCAAGUACCAGCCCAGCCUGAAUCAAGCACCUGACCACCAGCUGUAUCUGCCAUAAUUUCUUGUUGUAGGACUGGGAGUCCCCAUCCAGUCUGGACUUUGUUUUGGUCCCAGCUCUCUGCUCCUAUACCCCACUAAUAAACUUAUAAAAUAAGGUCAAA
Arvicanthis niloticus (Nile rat) is the source of this 2304-nucleotide messenger RNA. RefSeq names its product keratin, type II cytoskeletal 73. Gene Ontology annotation, cellular component: keratin filament. The record is from RefSeq and is a predicted model, not a curated record. Gene Ontology annotation, biological process: intermediate filament organization; keratinization. Lineage: Eukaryota; Metazoa; Chordata; Mammalia; Rodentia; Muridae. Gene Ontology annotation, molecular function: structural constituent of skin epidermis.